CGCUCAUGCGCAGAAAUCUCCGUAUCAAUAGCCACGGAAAAUCAGGUUCCAGAAAAUCUUGUCAAGCAGCCACUCCAUAAUAAUUUAUGAUCACAUUUUAGGCGUAGUAAACCCUCUCGCUUCGUCUCUUCCUCUCUGCUUCUAGUACUACAGGUGGCCGAAUUCCGUCCAAAACAACGACCGCAUAACUGGUUUGCAGGGUCACCGCGAGCUAUCUAGUCUUCGGAAAUAUGGCACUUUUUCAUUUGAUUGCAGGUUGGAUCGGUUAUUUGCUUAUGUGCCUGCUUGGUUUGAUUUUGAUCGCGUUUCUAAUUUUUUGUCUUUACAUAAAAUAUAUUCAUCUGAAAUAUGAUCACAUACCGGGCCCACCAAGGGAUAGUUUUAUAUUUGGUCAUUCCCCAACCAUGCUGAGGGAGAUGAGCAAUGGUCGAGUUGUCCACGACAAAUUUCUGGAAUGGGCUGAGACAUAUGGACCGGUGUACCGUAUCAACGGUAUGCAUGUUGUGGUGUUGUGUGUGACCUGUCCUGAUACCACCAAGGAAGUCCUGAUGUCACCUAAGUACCCUAAAGACUCACUGGUCUACAAGCGUCUCUUCAACCUGUUUGGACAGAGGUUUUUGGGAAGUGGCCUGGUCACUGCACAGAAUCAUGAUGAGUGGUACAAACAGCGAAGAAUAAUGGACCCUGCCUUUAGCAGUCUGUACCUGCGGGGUCAGAUGGGUGCGUUCAACGAGAGGGCAGAGAAGCUGAUGGAUAAACUGGCAGACAUGGCUGAUACCAACACAGCUGCCAACAUGCACCACAUGUUCAACUGUGUGACACUGGAUGUCAUCACUAAGGUGGCGUUUGGAGUGGAGCUGGAUCUGUUGAAGGAGAGUGACUCUCCGUUCCCCAACGCUAUAGAGAUGUGUCUGAAGGGAAUGGUCCACUAUCUCAGAGACGCCACCUUCCAGCUCUACCCAAAGAACAAGAAGUUCAUCAACGAGGUGAAGAAGUCUUGUCAGCUGCUGCGUUCGACAGGCAGACAGUGGAUCAACGAGAGGAAAAUGGCCGUCCAAAACGGAGAGGACGUUCCAAAAGACAUCCUCACACAGAUCCUCAAGACGGCUGGCAAAGAGGAAAACAUAGCAAACGAUGAUGAGGAGCUUAUGCUGGACAACUUUGUGACGUUCUUCAUUGCGGGGCAAGAGACAACAGCCAAUCAACUAGCUUUUGCCAUCAUGGAACUGGGAAGGCUGCCAGAGAUAUUGACGAAGGUGAAGCAGGAAGUGGAUGACGUCAUCGGGAUGAAACAGGAAAUCAGCUUUGACGACCUGGGGAAGAUGACCUACCUGUCUCAGGUUUUGAAGGAGACUCUAAGGUUGUACCCUACAGCACCAGGCACUUCUCGCUUCAUCCCCAACGACAUCGUCAUCAACGGCAUCCCCAUCCCAGCAGGAGUCUCAUGCUUCUUCAGUUCGUAUGUCUGUGGAAGGUUGGAUAAGUUCUUUGAGGACCCGCUGAAGUUUGACCCAGAGAGGUUCCAUCCAGACGCUGCCAAACCCUAUUACUGCUACUACCCCUUCGCCCUGGGACCACGCUCAUGUCUGGGACAGAGCUUCGCACAGAUGGAGGCCAAGGUAGUGAUGGCCAAGCUGCUCCAGAGGUUUGACGUCAGCCUGCUGCCUGGCCAGUCCUUUGACAUCCUGGACACUGGGACUUUGAGACCAAAGAGUGGAGUGGUGUGUAACAUCAGACACAGAGGACAGACACCCGCAGCCUGACCUGACUGGGGCCUGAACAUGACUAGCACUUCUCUAUAGCUUACUUGUCUUAUUCCUUACACUUCCUAGUGGAGCAAAUUACCUCUUUCUUUCAAUGAAGCACCUUAUUCAAAUAUCUUGCUAUUUUUAAUAAAUCGAUUUUGAACAAUUAUGUUUAUUUUUUGUAUCAAUGGUGAAAUAAUAUCUUAAAUAUAACGGUUCUAUGUGAUGAAGAGAGUUACUAGGACAGACUUGACAUAGAAGUGUUUCCUUGUUGCUUAAUACACCCUUAUCAUGUUGUUACUAUGCAGUAUACCAUUUAUCACAUAAUAUAAAGGUUACUAUGCAGUAUACCAUUUAUCACAUAAAGAGCUUUAUAAAGUAUAUUAACUAAUUUGAUGAACUUCCUAACCAACAUUACCACAGUGCCUCUGUUGGAGUGAAUUUACUGUAUUUUAAUAAAAUAAUUGACCAAACAUCA
This is a messenger RNA of Salvelinus namaycush (lake trout), 2223 nucleotides long. Its product is annotated as cholesterol 24-hydroxylase-like. The transcript has 15 exons. Gene Ontology annotation, biological process: cholesterol catabolic process. The coding region runs from base 231 to 1763 and encodes 510 amino acids. The record is from RefSeq and is a predicted model, not a curated record. Gene Ontology annotation, molecular function: cholesterol 24-hydroxylase activity; iron ion binding; heme binding. NCBI's taxonomy places the organism in Eukaryota, Metazoa, Chordata, Actinopteri, Salmoniformes, Salmonidae.